AGUACACUGUACACAGUCUGCACUGCGCCGCGCUCCGCUCCGCGACCGCUACUCCGCGCCCGUACCUCGUCGUGACUCGUCGUCGUGUGCCUGGACGUGGUGCGACGACCGCGUUACGCUUUCGUCGGCUAUACUGUAUAGCGCGAUCAGACCGCGGCUCGAGACGCGCCGUCUACGUACAUCGAGCGGAUAUUUGGGCGAGCGAUGCGGAUCGAAGCGGGACACGUCCGCGGCUGAAAGGUAACCUGGUCUCUCCCCCGGUCGUUCGCGCCGUCGUCCGCGCGAGCGAUAUCCGUGUACGCGUGUAUCCGUCACCCGCCGCCGCCGCCCGUCCCGUUUCUCGGCCACGUUUCUUCAGGCACGCGGCCGCAUCGUAGUCCAGAAAUACACGGCCGUGGAGUUGACCGCGACCUUCGCUGGCGCGACGCGCAGAGCCUGCCUACGCGGAUUUACAACUCCCGACAUGUCGAGCGAGAGCGUGAAAACGUUUGCGAGCCUCGAGACGCCCGGAUACGUGGGCUUCGCGAAUCUGCCGAAUCAAGUGCAUCGGAAAUCCGUGAAGAAGGGCUUCGAGUUCACGCUUAUGGUCGUGGGCGAGUCCGGCCUCGGGAAGUCCACCCUGGUGAACAGCUUGUUCCUCACGGAUUUGUAUCCCGAGCGAAUAAUUCCCGACGCAGUUGAGAAAACCAAUCAAACUGUCAAACUCGAUGCUUCAACGGUCGAGAUUGAAGAAAGGGGCGUGAAACUCAGACUAACCGUCGUCGAUACACCUGGCUAUGGAGAUGCGAUUGAUAACACGGACAGUUUCCGUGCUAUCAUUCAAUAUAUAGACGAUCAGUUUGAGAGAUUUCUUCGUGAUGAAAGUGGUCUAAACAGGAGAAACAUCGUUGAUAAUAGAAUACAUUGCUGUUUCUAUUUCAUCUCUCCGUUUGGCCAUGGGUUGAAGCCAUUGGACAUCGAGUUUAUGAAGCAGCUUCAUAACAAAGUUAAUAUAGUACCUGUAAUAGCGAAAGCUGACGUACUUACCAAAAAGGAAGUCCUGCGCCUGAAGAAAAGAGUCAUGGAGGAGAUUGAAGGCAACGGAAUCAAAAUAUAUCCUUUACCGGACUGUGAUAGCGACGAGGAUGAGGAUUACAAGGAGCAGGUGCGUCAACUGAAAGAGGCUGUCCCGUUCGCGGUGUGCGGCGCGAACACCCUGCUCGAGGUCAAGGGGAAGAGAGUGCGCGGUCGACUGUAUCCGUGGGGUGUGGUCGAGGUGGAGAAUCCCGACCAUUGCGAUUUCAUCAAGUUAAGAACGAUGCUGAUCACGCAUAUGCAAGACUUGCAGGAAGUAACGCAAGAGGUGCAUUACGAGAAUUAUCGUAGCGAAAGAUUGGCAAAGGGAGCUCCGGUGCCGCCUCGACGACAAACCAUCGCGGAAAACACCGAGAAGAACAGCACCGUGUCGGAGAAGGAUCGCAUUUUGCAAGAGAAGGAGGCGGAGAUACGACACAUGCAAGAAUUGCUGGCUGUGAUGCAAGCGCAGAUGCAGCAACAGCAACCUUGAUCGAGCAUGCGUUUGUGUACCGACGUAUGAAAUGAGGGAGACGACUCCCUCAUUGUUUACACGAGUGCCAAAAAAAGGAUAAAAAUUUUUUUCAGUGGCUCACAACACGACCGGGGUUUUGAUUUUCGGCCGCAAUAUUUUUCUAAGCUCGUCUUCUAUUAGGGCAAUUUCUUUUGAUACGCGCUCUUACGCGUUUUAUAGGCAUAUAUACAUAUAUAUAUAUACAUCUCGUAUAAGAGUACGAAAAUACUAAUCGUCUUUUGAUAAGUGUAUAUUGUCGAUGUGAGGGCUCUCGACGCCUCUGUUAGCCAUCCGAUGCCUUGUCCAGGAACCGACCAACAAAAUCGAUCUGAAAAUUGCGACACAGUACGAAACAAAUGUUUGCAUAUCCAAGGUUGGCAGGUAAGGCACUUAAGUAGCUUUGUUCCUUUUAUAACGAAAUUUAUUCGAACGAGAAUCGCUCGAUUAUCGAAUUUUACUGUGCGAGUACUUAUUGAGAAUCUAAUUCGGAUUAAUCUUUUUCUUUCUUCCUUUUUUUCUUAAAGGAAAGUAUUUGUCCUCGAUUUGUCAGUUUCUCACGUGUGAUUUCCGUCUUAAUUAUUGACAAACCCCUGAUUGUUUUAUUCAUAUCGUGCAUUUAAGCAUAAGGAUUUAAAAGUAAGAUUUUAUCGCAUAAGUUAAAAAAACGCGACCAAUGAAGCAAGAUUGCUCAGAAAAUAUCUGAUAAGCCUAAUAACUCCUCAUUUCGAGAAAGGUGUAUGUCAGCUACAUACGCAGUAUUUAUCAAAAGGAAAAUCUUAGACACAUGACGUGAAAAAAAAAAUACGAAUUUUACCUCAGAUGAUGAAGAUGAUUAUACAAUAGAGAGAAUUGUGAAAAGAAGUGCCUUGCAACUUUUUAUCUAUCUCAUUAUCACAGUACGAGUAUUAACAUGCAUAAGAAAUGCAAAACUUUUUCGUAUAUAAAUAUGCAAACAAUUUGUUACAAUCACUUCAAUUGCAUUAGAAGAAAGUCUCACCUCCAUAAUUGAGCAAUAUAUUCAUAAUCAGUUUAUAGGCGAAACUUAUAUUUCCGCGAAUAGUGAAUAAAGAAUCUCAUAUUGAACUCGUGUAAGACAGAUGUACGAAAAGGUGAAGUGACGCAAUCCGAAAAAAAAAAAACGUCUGACUGAUCGCCCUAGAUUAUCUAAAAAGCAAUUGUAUGUGUAUCGUUUAAUUGUUAAUAUUAAGCGACCUAGGAGCAAAGAAGUACGAAUGUGCCGAAUUCAUUUUGAGUUAUCGUUUAAAAGAGUGAACAAUCCAAAGUUAAUUUUACAUGUAUUUAUAACAUUCUAUUUUUUUUCUACAAUUGGCCAUUCGUAACUUCUUUUUUCUAAGUCUUCCUCACGCAUAUAUGAAUCCUUGAAACAUAUAAGCCAUAAAUGUAUACCUAGAUAUUCAUAAAAGUAUUAUAUUCGUCAUACAUAAAAAAAAAAAACAUAAUGUUUAAGAUAAAUGUGACUACGAAUUUUCCACGUGUAUCACAUACGAAUUAUCUUCUUGUGUGAAUUAGUUUCACGCAAUACAACGAAAUAUACGGAAUGUGAUUACAUAUAAGAAAUACAAAUGUAUAAGAGAAUUUCGUAUACAAAACGUAAAAUUGGAGAUAAA
This is a messenger RNA of Wasmannia auropunctata (little fire ant), 3195 nucleotides long. It is a transcript of the gene Septin1, whose product is annotated as septin-1. Gene Ontology annotation, cellular component: septin complex; synaptic vesicle; microtubule cytoskeleton. Bases 464 to 1546 code for a protein of 360 amino acids. Gene Ontology annotation, biological process: cytoskeleton-dependent cytokinesis; regulation of exocytosis; cell division. NCBI's taxonomy places the organism in Eukaryota, Metazoa, Arthropoda, Insecta, Hymenoptera, Formicidae. The transcript has 6 exons. Gene Ontology annotation, molecular function: GTPase activity; molecular adaptor activity; GTP binding. The record is from RefSeq and is a predicted model, not a curated record.